AUGGAGGGCGGCGGAGACUGCGGGGAGAGAGAAGUGGGGUCGUCGCGCGUCUGCAUUAACGUGGGCGGCACGUGCUACGAGACGACGGUGGAGACGGUGACGCAGCGCGACAGCGACUCCAUGCUGGCCGCCAUGUUCAGCGGCCGGCACACUCUGCACUACGACACCGCCAACAAGUCAUCCGUGUUCAUAGACCGGGACGGGCGGCACUUCUGCCACGUGCUCAACUGGCUGCGGGACGGCGCGGUGCCGCUGCUGGACGUGGCGCUCUUCCACGAGCUCAUGCGCGAAGCCGAGUACUUCCAACUCGGGGAGUUCCAUGCGCAGCUAGUGGCCACGCUCAAGGUGGAGGACGAUGACGCACCCGAGCUCACCCGCAAAGAGGUGAUCAUGGCCAUUCAGAGCAAGCGAGUGCGGUUACGAGGGGUCAACCUUAGCGGCAUCAACCUCUCCAAACUGGAUCUAUCGGGAGUGGACUUCAGCUUCUCGCGCCUAGUCGGCACAUUCUUCUCCCGGGCCAACCUGCAGUGCGCACUAUUCCGCGAGGCGGUGGCGGACGGGUGCAACUUCCACAACGCCACGCUCAAGGAGUGCGACUUUGAGAAGGCCACGCUGCGUGCCGCCGUGCUCUCUGCCGCCACUCUCGCCAGCGCCAACUUCCAAGACGCGUGUCUAGUGGAUGCGAGUCUGUGUGGGGCGGACCUACGAUCAGCGCACUUGCAGCCGCUAUGCCCCCAUCACCUGGUCACUGAUUCACAUUAUCUAAUUCCUCCCCCAUCCCAUCACGCCUACAAACCCCUUUUACGAACCCCUCCCUUCCUGUCUUCCCUUCACUCGUUCCCCUCUCUUCUCGCUUCUCCUGGCUGA
Messenger RNA from Closterium sp. Naga37s-1, 867 nucleotides. The record is from the annotation of a GenBank genome assembly. NCBI's taxonomy places the organism in Eukaryota, Viridiplantae, Streptophyta, Zygnematophyceae, Desmidiales, Closteriaceae.